Sarcophilus harrisii (Tasmanian devil) is the source of this 5067-nucleotide messenger RNA. RefSeq names its product zinc finger protein 74-like. Bases 107 to 424 code for a protein of 105 amino acids. The record is from RefSeq and is a predicted model, not a curated record. Lineage: Eukaryota; Metazoa; Chordata; Mammalia; Dasyuromorphia; Dasyuridae. The transcript has 5 exons. Gene Ontology annotation, biological process: regulation of DNA-templated transcription.
UUCACUUCCGCUUCCUCCGUUUUCCUCUCCGCCCCCCUCCCCGUGACCUCGUGGCCGCUGCUGCUCGGGCUCUUCCUUGGGAAGCUUCUGCCUGGCCUGCGAGGGGAUGGCCCCCGGGGUCCUGAGAGCUGUGGCCCUGGAGUCGGUGACCUUCAAGGACGUGGCCGUGGACUUCACCCCGGAGGAGUGGGGGCAGCUGGGCCCUUCUCAGAGGGAGCUGUACAGGGAGGUCAUGCUGGAGAACUACAGGAACCUGCUGUCCCUGGGGCUUCCAGUUCCCAAACCCGAUGUGGUCUCCCAGCUGGAGCAAGGGGAAGGCCCGGGGAUGCUGGAGAGAGAAGGCUCAAGAGGCUCUUGUCCAGGUCUUCCUGGCUCCAGAGACCCUGCAUUCCACCUAUAUGUGGUGGUAAACACAGAGAAAUGAGGUGGACGGGGCUAACCACUGGAUGAGGCGGUCAGAAGGGACUUCUGAUAGCGUGUGGCUCCUGAGGAAAGGAAGGCCUGAAGGGAACAGGGCAUCCCAAGAGGCAGAAAUGGAGGAGGAAAACCAAUGCCCAGAAGCAGCUGGGAGCACUCCUUUGACUGGACCGUGGAGAGCGUGAGGAUGGAAGAGGGAGAAAGAUGAAAUAAAUCUGGAAAGAUUGGCUAGAGACAGGUGGGGAAGGGCUUCUGUGUUCUGAUUCAGAGGCAGUGGGCACCUGCUAAGACACACAAGCACAGGCUUCUUGAACCCUGUCUGCUGGACACAGGUCACCAUUAAAGCUAUCUUUCUCGAGCAUGAGCAGGAUGUGUUUUAGGGUUAUCUUUGUAGUUGGUCUCUUCUUAUCCAGUGUGAUAGUUCCCCAACCUGACUGUGGGUCCAAUACAAAACAGAGAAUCCAUCUUCUGGUACCCUACUUGUGCUCCUCGACUCCUGAGAAGUUAAUAAAUGUUUGCUGUGAAUGGGCCUUGAUGUCCUCUUAGUCCCUUGAGAUUUCAUUACCGGGAGCCUGAAUUCAUUCAUACUGAUGAGGUGCUUCUUAGGCUUCACAUCCCUCUCCAAGGCAUUCUUGUGGAAGCGUUGUCUUGAGAAAAGAAGGCUGGAUCAGUAGUCACAAGAUCUGAAUUCUAAUCCCAGCUCAACUCUGUGCAGCAAUGUGAUUUUAGUGGCCUUGCCUAACUAUUCUCCAACUCAGUUUCCUCUUCUAUAAAAUCAAAUCCUGCUUUCAGUCUUCCUGUACCACAAGCAUGUGGUGAAGGUCCAGAGCCAUAAUUUGUGUGAAAGCUUUGUAAAGUAAAUAGGAGGGAAUCGUAUUUUAUUAAUGCUAAUUCUCUCCUUUCGAGUUGGAUGAGUCUCCUUGAGGAGACAGAAGUUGAGACUAGAUGUAAAUCAGUUUUCUUUUCCCACGAGAGGAAAGAAGAUAUAUUUGUAUUUUUUAUUUCCUUCAGAUUGGGAGACUAGGCCUGAUAUCAAAGAGUCUCCUCCAAAACUGGACAUUUCUGUGGAAGAAUCAUCCUGGGAGAGACUCGUGAGCAACUGUCUCUGGGACUUCAUAGUGGGAAGAGCCAAAUUAGAAAAGAAGCAAGGGAAUCAAAGGAUUCCUUCCAGACAGUUAGCAGUUACAUCCAAGAAAAUUCCCCACAAAGAGAGAGACCAUGAGCAUCAGCUCUUUGGGAGAGACUGGAGCCCAGAGUCAGGGCUGUGUCUUCAACAGUUCCUUUAGUACAGAAUCGUCCUGAAUGUGACACAAAUGGCAUGCAUUUUGGAAAAUGUUCAGAUUUCAUAAAAGGUAUGGAAAUUGACUCAGGAAAGGGUACUAAGAACUUAAACAUUUAAAUUAUCAGUUGAACCUUGCACAAUAUCACAAAAAUCAUUCGGGAGAGAAGUUUUAUGAAUGUAGGGAGUGUGGGAAUACUUUUAAUGGGAACACAGAUCUUAACAGACAUCAGAAAAUUCACACUGGAGGGAAGCCUUAUGAAUGCAGUGAAGGUGGGAAAGCCUUCAUGCAUCCCUCAUCACUUACCAUCAAAAAUGUCAUACUGAAGAGAAGCCUUUUAAGUGUGAUGAAUGCGGCAGGUCCAUUAGUCAGAAGACAACGCUCAGUUACCAUCACAGGAGUCACACUGGAGAGAAGCCUUAUAAAUGUAGUGAAUGUGGGAAGGCUUUCAGCCAGAACACAAAGCUUAUUCAUCAUCAGAAAAUUUAUAGUGGUUAAAAGCUCCAUAAGUGUAGCGAAUGUGACGAAGCAUUCGUCCAUUACUCAUCUCUUAUCUCAGAGAAUUCACAGUGGAGAGAAAUCUUACAAAUGUAAUCAAUGUGGGAAGGCUAUUGGCCAGAGUACAGAUCUCGUCAGACAUUAGAAGAUUCGUACUGGAGAAAAACCUUAUAAAUGUAAUGAGUGUGGGAAAAACUGGAGAAAAGCCCUAUGAAUGUAAUCACUGUGGUCAAGCCUUCAAUUGUAAUUGAGACCUUGUUAGACACCAGAAAAUUCAUAUUGGAGAGAAGCUUUAUAAAUGUGAUGGAUGUGGGAAAGCUUUCACUUGUAACUCAUCUCUUACUGUACAUCACAGAAUUCACACUGGAGAAAAACCAUAUUAAUGUAACCAAUGUGGGAAGGCCUUCAGGUGUAGCACAGAUUGUAUUAAAUGUUAGAAAGUUCGUCUUGGUGAGAGGCCUUACGUAUGUGUUCAGCAUGGGAAAACCUUCAGCUGGAGUACAGAACUUAUUAGGCAUCAGAAAAUUCACAUUGCCAUUGAGGUCUUAUAAUGAAUGUAGAAUGCAAUAAUCAUCCAGAACACAGACUUGUUAUGUACACCAGAGAAUUGCAUAGUUGGCCAAGACUUUGUAAAUUAAUGAUCAUGGAUAAGCUACCAGCCAGCAUUUAUUCCUUGUUUACCAGCAUAGUCUUCAUACUUCAGAGAAAUUACUGGUGUGUAAUCAGUGCGAGAAGACUAGCAAAUUCCUUACAUUUAUCCUUACUAAAUUUUAUCCUCUAAUUUUGGAAUCUGUCCUUCUGUGAUAAUCUUCAUGCAUUUUGUGUCACCGACAAUUUUGGUAAGCAACAUAUCUAUGAUUUUAUCUGAGACCUUGAUAAAACUGUUAAUGACACGCAGAUAAACCCUGAUUCUUGGAGAUCUCACAAGUAGACAAUGAUCCAUUUUAUGAGUAUUCUGUGGGUCUUUUCAUUAAACCAGUUCUAUAUUCAUCAAGUUAUUUAACCUAAAUUUCCAUCUUUUCUCCAAUAGUAGGUACCACUCUUUCUCUCUUUCUCAAAUUCUUUGCUAUAAAGCAUUCUGAUGUGCCAGUCUAGCAACUUUGUCCAAAAAAAAAAAGGGGGGGUAGUUUAAUAGGAUUUGUUGGCAGAGUACAUAUGGUGGCCAAUACUUUAUUAGCAUUUUUCCUUUCUGGUAUUAUUGGCCAUCCUUUUAAUACCUCUUCUAGAACUUUGCCAAAAUUAAGGUCAGUCUAUGAUUUUUAGCCUCCAUUCUCUUCUUUCUGAAGAAAAAAGAUAUUUCUUCUCCAGUCCUGCAAUAUUUCUCUGUUAAUUAAUGAUUUUCCAAAAAUUGUCAAGUAUUACUUAACUGUUUUCCUGUCUUAGAAAGGGAAAACUCACUAUAUUAUAUGUAAUAUAGGCUCACUAAGGCAGCCUAUAUUAAAAAAUAACUAAUGUGAACAUGUUUUAAAAAAAAGAUGUUGGAACAAUUAUUGACACCAACCAUAUCUAUAGCCUUUAAUACCCAAUAUGUAGUUCAUCUAUACCAAGUCAUCUUUUUCUUUUGUUUUCUUCUCACUUAUCCCAGGUAACAAUUCCUAUAUUUAUUCUUUUCUUUCUGAUCCAAAAAUCAUGAUCUUUGGCAGGGAAAAUGGACCGAUGAGGACUUCAGCAGUAUUGCAUUCUGGGAUCAGUUAUGAUCGUUCCAUCCAUUCCGAGUGCUGGUGUCUUUUAGCUUUUUUUCUUUAUUUCUUUUUUUUUUUUUUUUAGGUCAUCCUCUUUCUGAUACAAUUAACCCACUUCUCAUUCACUUUUCUUACCAACUUUAACUAAUCAAAGUUUAACCCUCCUGAAAUGUCAGGAUCAUGACUCAUUGUGAUAGUUAUUUUCCAUUUCUUGACCUGGUCUCCAUCCUCUGUACACAUCUAUCUUCUUGACCUUUAAGCUAUUGUGUGUAUUUAUUCAUGCAUAGAAUUCUACAUUCAAAGGCUAGAAAACUUGUCAGACUACUGCUUUACUACCUCUAAUAUGGAAUAAACUCCCAAGAGCCCCAUGAUUUACAUACCCCAUCCGUCUCUUCCAAAGUAGAAGAAAAUUCCCCCUUUGGUCCUUCUUCCCCAGCUUUGAUAUGGUAUACUUAUCAUUAAAGCAAGUCACUCAAACUAUUGCUCUUCUAUAUGUGAUAAGAGAACUCUCCAAUAUAGCUAGGCAAAUGAAGUCUCCAAUUAAUUCCAGAUUAUGCCUUUACACAAGUCUUGAGCAUCUCUUUUUAAAAAAUAAUUUAUUUCUUAUUUCUAUUUAGAAUACAUUCAUUCUAUCAGAUAUUCUCAUGACAAUAUUGUCUCUGACUUCACUGAUGUUCACCUGCAUGUUCUCCACCAUAGUCUCCUCUAAUAAUGCUUGGGUUUUCUACUAGGAGAAUAUCUUAAUAAACACUUCUACUCAUCCCUAUCUUUUUAUUUCUUAAGUUUUUUUCAAACAAGUUAUACCAUUUCAGAAGCAAAGUCUAUGGUCAUGGGUCUCAUUCUGCUAAUUCUCAAUGGUUCUGAGAUUUGCCUCCUUGGGCUAGCUCUCCAUUUCAUCUUAUCUUUUACCUGUACUUUAUGCAUUUGUGUGUAGGCCAUUUAAGAACAUGGAUUUUAUUAAACUUCCAUUGUUGGAUUUUAUCUCAUGUGAAUAUGUCACAGCUGCUUUUCUUUACAUAUUGUAGCUAUUUUUUUUAAAAAGCUUUUUUAUUUUUCUAAACAUGCAUACAUAAUUCUGCAGCAUUAGCACCUGCAAAACCUUGUGUUCCAGUUUUUCCCUCCUUCUGCCUCUCCCCCAGAUAAGAAGUAGUCCAAUAUAUAUUAAACAUGGUAGAAGUAUAUGUUAAAUC